Messenger RNA from Zootoca vivipara (common lizard), 11049 nucleotides. It is a transcript of the gene MCC, whose product is annotated as MCC regulator of Wnt signaling pathway. Gene Ontology annotation, biological process: negative regulation of canonical Wnt signaling pathway. The record is from RefSeq and is a predicted model, not a curated record. NCBI's taxonomy places the organism in Eukaryota, Metazoa, Chordata, Lepidosauria, Squamata, Lacertidae. Gene Ontology annotation, molecular function: calcium ion binding. Gene Ontology annotation, cellular component: cytoplasm.
GGAUCUAAAGAACAAGAUGGAAAUUGUAAAUUUCUUCAUCAAGCCAACAAUCUCAAAAGCUUUUUGCUAUACUGAUUGCUACUUUAUUCAUACUGAUCUCUUUGAUCAUCAUUUCAAGCUCUCUUAACCUAGCAUCUUUUCUCUUUAGAAUGUCUCUAGCGGAUAACCCCAUUGCAGCACAUCAAUAUACUUUAGCAAACUAAACCAGUGGUAUAGCUCAGAAAAUUGAAAACUUUGCCUCUGUAACUUUUACACGUAGGAUAAUGGCUUUCGGUUGGGGAAAAAUCCUCCCCGUAGUAGUUCAUAGAGAUCUCAGUUGUUUUUAGUUCUUAACUAAAAAGCUAGCUAGCGAUCCAGCUGUUGUUAAUAAUUUUAGUGUUGAAGUAGGAAAAUAUCCUUUGAGAGGAGUGGUUCUUUUAUUCAUUUUUAUGGAAAAACCCUUUCACUGUGAUUGCUUCAUUUUAAAGGACAAAAGCCCAUUGCUAUUUCCACAGCAGGGAGACAGAUUAUGAUUAUGGCCAUAGUACAGCGUAUUGGUAAGAUACUCCUUUCAUCCUUGUGGGAAGCAAUCAAAAUAAGCAAUUCCAAUUUCAGCAACGGCAAUUGCCGUUCUGUGGAUAGUUGGUUAUGUAAUCUGGUUGAUAUGCCCAAGUGAAUUCCUUUAAGUUAAAACAAAAGGUUCUAAUUUUCUAUGCUAGGUAUUCAUAUUUCUCUAAAAUUGGUGUAUACCAUCAGGCAAGAGAAGAUGAACUUCAUGGCUUAUUGGCAUUGCAAACAAGAUGCUGUGGUGUGUGUGUGUGUUUGUGCGCAAAAAGGGACGAGAGAGAAGGUGGAGGAGUGCAUUUUUGUGCUAAAAAGAAGGGGUGGUGGUUAUUUUGUUGUGGUUGCAUCCUUAAGCCCAGUGUACUUCCUGGAGCAGACUUGAGGACCUAUCAGCUCAAGCGGUAAAAGAGAGAAAACAUAAGGGGAGGAGUUGAGACAUCGUCCGUGAAAUCAUGUAAAGGAAGGUCCCUGUAGAUGUUCUUCUGUCAGCAUGAGAACCACUUACCACCAUGGUAAGGCGUGCUUUAAUGAACCAACCGUUUGGGCAGGGCUUGAUUGCAUGUGUCUAACGAGAAGCAACCACACAUCUAUCAUUGUAUCCAGAGAUGUAGAUGUGUGUGUCUUUUGCAUUGUUAAUAUUACUUACCUUUAAAUGCUUUCAAUGGAUUUUAUUGAUAAUGUUAAUAUUUCUGGUAAACCAUUUAGAAACUACAAUCAGACUUGUUGAAUGAAUAAAAUCUAAAGGGUACUGGAUAGUACCCUGUUGGUACCACUCCACUGACUAAAUGUACCUACCAAUAUGAUGGAUUUCAUAAGUGUUAAUAAAAGGGGAAAGGAGAAGGCUAAAAUACAUAAAAGGUGGCAUACCAAGAAUCUGAGAAACUUAAUAGAUGUCAAUAAUAAUUGCACUACACAGAAAUGAUACAUUUUAAGGAAUGAAAAGGAUAAAAAGAACAAGGGAAACAUGAUGUUGUUGUUGUUUAGUCGUGUCCGACUCUUUGUGACCCCAUGGACAGGCACUCCUGUCUUCCACUGCCUCCCGCAGUUUGGUCAAACUCAUGUUCGUAGCUUCGAGAACACUGUCCAACCAUCUCGUCCUCUGUCGUCCCUUUCUCCUAGUGCCCUCAAUCUUUCCCAACAUCAGGGUCUUUUCCAGGACGUCUUCUUUUCUCAUGAGGUGGCCAAAGUCUUGGAGCCUCAGUUUCAGGAUCUGUCCUUCCAGUGAGCACUCAGGGCUGAUUUCCUUCAGAAUGGAUAGGUUUGAUCUUCUUGCAGUCCAUGGGACUCUCAAGAGUUUCCUCCAGCACCAUAAUUCAAAAGCAUCAAUUCUUCGGCGAUCAGCCCUCUUUAUGGUCCAUCUCUCACUUCCAUACAUCACUACUGGGAAAACCAUAGUUUUAGGGAAACAUAGUUUUUACAUUCUUACAAGAGAAGACACAAAAAGCCUGCUCUGUUUCUCUGGGAAGUGUUUUGCCAUUCUACCUCGUUUUGUGAGGCACUAUUGUUAACAGGUGGUGGUCCAACAGAUACCAGAUAAUUUGAGAAUGAAAUGGACAAACUAAUUUUGGCAGAUUAAUAAACGGUUUGGUGGCAUGAAAUAUUGGAAAAGGGAAACUAAUACCAACUGUGAAGCAGAUUAACUUAGACAGAGACAUGACAUUUUAAGUAGAUUUAGUAUUUCAAGUGUGCCAGAGUGGCAAGGAAACUGAAGUGCAGUUAGUGUAAUGGGAUUUCCCACCCUUAUAUUUUACUUUUCUGUUUUAUUUUCCAAGGCACUGAUGUCUGAAGCUUACUUUCUGUUGAGAGUUACAGUGGUACCUCUGUUUAAGUACACAUUUGGUUCCGGAAGUCUGUACUUAACCUGAAGCGUACUUAACCUGAAGCGAACUUUCCCAUUGAAAGUAAUGGAAAGUGGAUUAAUCCGUUCCAGACGGGUCCGCGGAGUACUUAAACUGAAAGUACUCAAACCGAAGUGUACUUAAACCGAGGUAUGACUGUACUGUACUCUGGACAGUUCAUGACCUUUAUGAGAGACCUGUAGUUUGCAGCUUUUCCUUUCAAAAUACUUGCAAGUGGUAAUCAGGAAAGGAUUAGACCAGUCCUAAUGUAAAAACUCAAUGAAACACACAUGUUGGCUCUUCAUAACUGAUGUGCCUGUUGUAAGGAUUUACAACCCUUUUCUCCAUGGGUAGUAGUGUCUUUAAUUGGCAGAGAUUUUCUCUUGCUGUGACCACUUCUCCAUUCGUACCUUGUGGACAUCCCACUUCAGGAAGAACAAGGAUAAUACAUGGUCAGUGAACUGAAUAUAUGGAGGUUUUCUUGAGUUUCAUUAGAGUCAAAACUAAUUCUUACUAACAAGAGAAAAACAUUGUUUUGGUGAAUACAUGUGAUUGCUAUCUCUGCCCCCCCCAUCAGAAACCUAAUUUUCUGUUCCUAGAAGUGUAAGCCAUUGACAAUGGCACAUAUGGUGUUGAUACAUGUGUUGGAAUAUUGCUCAAAUUACAUACUUGAAUGCUUAGACAGAACUCAAUAAAAUUUACAACAAGCAGAAUACCUACUCUUGUACGUGACUAUGAAGAGUGCAGUCUUAAAUUACAUUGGCAAUACAGUAUGAGCAAUUUCAAAUAUGGAAACUUCCUAAUUAACAUUGAUUUGUGUUUAACUCUAUUUCUAAUGAACUGUUAAUGAUAAGUAUUAAUUAAAUUAAAUCAAAACAGGUAUCAUCUUAUGCAUCUUGGACUUUGAUAUUUGUUAAACGUUCAUAAUGCAUAUAGUACAUAAUGAUGAAAAUUGAAUUCCUUAAUUGACUUGUCUUUAUAUUUAUGUAGCAUACUUUAAGGAAAAGCUAUUUUCUACUUCAGCAGAUGGCUCUCUUAGGACCUGGCUCUUCAUGAUGAUUAAUGGUUGCCUUUCAGAUACUAAGCUGCUUUCUUCAGUCAAACAUCUAUUUCCCUUUGUCUACACCACUCCCACAUUUUUACUUUCUGCGUUCAAAUAAGAUUUCGGUGCUAUCUGGUUAGGCACAGUGACACAAUAUUGGUUGAAGGUCACCACUUCAGUCAUUAGGCUUGGGAAAAGGUUUGGAACCUGACGAAUGAAUAGAAAAACACAACUGAAUGUAAGCCCAAAUACUAUGAUUAUACAGUGGAACCUCGGUUUAUGAACACCUCGGUUUAUGAAUUUUCGGUUUAUGAACACCGUGGACCCAUCUGGAACGGAUUAAUUCAUUUUCCAUUACUUUCAAUGGGAAAGUUCGCUUCGGUUUAUGAACGCUUCAGUUUAUGAACAGACUUCCGGAACCAAUUACACCCAUGCUUCAGUUUAUGAACGCUUCAGUUUAAGUACUCUGCGGACCCGUCUGGAACGGAUUAAUCCACUUUCCAUUACUUUCAAUGGGAAAGUUCGCUUCAGUUUAUGAACGCUUCAGUUUAAGUACUCUGGAACGGAUUAAUCCACUUUCCAUUACUUUCAAUGGAAAAGUUCGCUUCAGUUUAUGAACGCUUCAGUUUAUGAACAGACUUCCGGAACCAAUUGUGUUCAUAAACCGAGGUACCACUGUAUGGUCAGAUAGAGGGAUAAGAUGUCUUCUAGCCGUUGAUGCAGACUUACAUUAAGGCUGAGCUUAAAACUAGCAAUUGAGAUUUGUCAGGAUUAGGAGGAAGACCUGGGGAGUCUUUAGGACACUAGCAGGAAAAUAGUUGUGGUUUCCUCCAGAGGGAAGCUGUUUUUUCCUCUAGCAAGUCCAUAACAAACCAGAUGAAAAGGAAGCUCUGUGUUUCAUAAUCUACUGGAGACAUCCUAUAAGCAUGGUGCAGCUAGUUAAUUUUAGACCUUGGACUUAAUGGACUUAAUUUUAGACCUUGGACUUAAUGGUCCUGAAGUGCAAAAUUAACAAUUCUCUUGCCUGCCCUUUCCCUGCCAUUCCAUGCUUUGCAGCUGGAUCAGGAACAGGAAUAAAUGUGCAGUUUUCCCAGUGAAGAGAUGUAGAAAGUGGAUCCCUCCAAGGAUCAGUAUUGGGACCUGUGCUUCUUAACUUGUGUGUUAAUGAUCUAGAGGUGAGCAGUGAGGUGGUGAAGUUUUGCUGACACAAAAUAGUUCAGGGUGGUUUAGAAAAAAGGGAUUUCGAAGAGCUCCAAAAGGUUUUAUCCAAAUUGGGUCAUUGGGCAGUAAAGUGGUGAAUGUGAUUUAAUGUAUUUAAGCAUAAAUACAAGGCGCAAAAAAAAUACAAAUUUUACAUGUACAGUAUCCUAAUAAGGUCUGGUCAGAUAGGGACUGAUCAAGAACGAGACUUUGGGAUUGUACUGGAUAGGUCUACGAAGUGCAGAAGUUGUGAAAGAGGUGAAUUUCAUGGUUUCUUUCUGUAGAUACGUUGAACUGCUGCUACAGUACAUGCAACUUAUGCAGAUAGCUUAGGUUUGUCAGCAUUUCCAUAGAAAUAGGGUAUGCCUACAUACAAGUAUCUCUGUUUAGGGUGGUGGUGGUCAGUAUCUGUUUUUCGUCAAAGUUCAGUACAUUACUGAAACAGUAAUGUACUGUAAAAACAAAUUCUAGCAGAUGUUAAUACUAUAUCUUUUUUUCAUUUAAUCAAAUUAGAGUUAUGGCGAUUUAAUUUUCCAUCCAGCGUGUGCCUUUUUCAUAGGAGACAUGUGAUAGUCUACAGGAAAUUAAAGUGUGCAAUUCUUUUGCGUAAGAUAAGUCCAUGUACUGAUACUCUCACCCUAUCAUUUGACUCUAGCAAAAGGAGGGACGCACCCAUGUUUAUGACUUUUUAUAAAGCAUUAUGAUGCUACUUGCUGCUGGGUGUGUGUGACAGCCUCUUUUUAAGAAGUAAUAUAUGAUGCUGACCUUGUUGCUUUUUGUGUACUGUAUUUUGCAACUUGCUGCAAUUGUCUAGUAGCUAGGCAGCACACAUAGGACAGGGUAUAAUAUACCAAAUAAAAUACCUUACUUUGCUUUCCCUAUAUUUUGUGUUUUUCUCUCCCUGUGAAUUUCCAAGAUAAAUAGUGCAAUCAGGUUGGAAGAGGGAGAGUUGGAUGCUACAAUUUUAUGCAUUUGGUGUUGUAUUUUGAUGAUUGUGUUAUUUUGGUUUCCAUACACUUAAAGGCUCAUGACCAAGUAAGAACUUGCUUUGAUUUUGAGAAGUAUGUUUUUCAUUUGCACUGAAAUCAAAGCACACAAGGGGUGGCUUCAAGACCACCAUGUAUUUUUAAAACCAUUUGCUCUUGCCUUUUUUUGGUGCACAGAAAAGUACUUAGCUCACGUGAUAGACAUUUGGGGAAACUUCUAACAGCAAUCUAUCAAAAUAAUGUAUAAUGUUUAGGUUUUCAGAGCUGCUUUCUGUCGGAAUUGGGAUUUUGAACGGAAGGCAGAUUUCACACUGUUUCUUGCUUUCGAGUGCUUGCUCGCAGUCAUUAAAAAAUAGUAAUUGUGUUUCAAGUCUUUGGCUUCAUGUGAAGAAAACAGCACUGAAGCACUUGGAAAUUCCAGUAAGAUCUGCCCUAAAUACUUGUUAAAUUUUAAUUUGGAAGCUUCCUUCUGAAUCACAAAAGGGGAAGUUCAUUUAAUAGGGAAAUAAAGAACUUGCAGCAAGGUCACCUAGCCUAGGUGGCUUCUCCUCUCGCUUUAUUUGGUUUGCUUUGCACUUUGGAACACAGCAACUUGCAAUUAGCACACAGAAGAAUCCUGGAAAGAACGCCUGCAAUUCCAAAGUGAGCUUUCUAUAGCAUAUGCGCUGCUUUCCUUCCUUCCUCCCCCCCUUCCUCCCAUUCUCUCAGUCCCUCCUCCCUUUCGUACCGCCUCUUCCAUGCACCCUGUAGCCAGCAGCAAGACAGCUGUGUUUGAUCAUAAACCACUUACAACUCCAGGCUCCCUUGGAAAGGGGAAACUUUGGGAGUGAGCAGCUCGCUACGUCUCUGUCCUGUUCUGUCCUCCACCUCCCGAUCGGAUCUAACCAGCGCUCUUCCAGUGGGUUUGGAUGCUGCGAGUGCCUAUAGGGCUCCCAAAAUAUUUUCAGAUGCUCUGAACUCAUUUGGGAGAUGCUUCUCCCCCCCACCCGCCACGAUCUAACUGCGAGGGGAGAAUGAAGACAUAAGACGGAAGCCCAGCUCUCCCGGGCAGUUUUUAGUAGCCAGGAGAGAGAUCGUUACGGCUUGUCGGCACUUCUGUCUGGCCGUGCACUCUGCAGUGUUUUAAUGAGGAAUUUGCAGCAACGGAUUGUUUGUGAAACGGCAACCAGCUCCCCCCCUUUUUUUGCCUCUUUAGGAGAACCCUGUGCAUUGUUAUUUUUUUUUAAGGCUAUCUAAAUGUUGAGUGAAAAUGGCUGUCUAGAGCAAAAUGUGCAAGACAGGAAAAGCUCAGAGACGGAGGGGGUGUUGAAUCUUCUGGAGCAGAGCUUGGAAACCUUAAAAUCCAUAGAAAGCAGCCAAGCCCUGGAAAGUCUAAUCAUGAAUUCUGGAGUUGCCAUGAAAUAUGGAAAUGACUCCUCCGCAGAACUGAACGAGCUCCACUUAGCAGCACUGGCAUCUCUGAAAGGAGACAUAGUUGAACUUAACAAACGCCUACAGCAAACCGAACGAGAAAGGGAUUCGUUGGAAAAGAAAUUGGCAAAGGCACAGUGUGAACAGUCCCACCUAAUGAGAGAGCACGAAGAUGUGCAAGAGCGGACGACGCUUCGCUACGAAGAACGGAUCACAGAGCUCCACAGCAUUAUCGCAGAACUGAAUAAGAAAAUCGACCGACUUCAAGGAACUACUAUAAGGGAAGAAGAUGAGUAUUCAGAACUGCGAUCAGAACUUAGUCAUAGUCAACAUGAGGUCAAUGAAGAUUCACACAGCUUGGAUCAAGAUCAAACUUCUGUUUCAGUUCCAGAGAACCAGUCUACUAUGGUCACAGCUGACAUGGAUACCUGUAGUGACUUGAACUCCGAACUUCAGAGAGUGCUGACAGGACUGGAGAAUGUUGUCUGUGGGAGGAAGAAGAGCAGCUGCAGUUUGUCUGUGGCAGAUGUGGACAGACACAUUGAGCAGCUCACCACUGCCAGCGAACACUGUGAUUUAGCCAUUAAGACAGUCGAGGAGAUUGAAGGUGUGCUCGGGAGGGACCUGUAUCCCAACCUGGCUGAAGAGAGGUCUCGCUGGGAGAAGGAGCUUGCGGGCUUGAGGGAAGAGAACGAGAGCCUUACGGCAAUGCUGUGCAGCAAGGAGGAGGAGCUAAACAGGACGAAGGCCACCAUGAAUGCCAUCCGGGAGGAACGAGACAGAUUGCGCAGAAGGGUUCGAGAACUGCAGACACGUUUACAAAGCGUCCAGGCAACUGGCCCAUCCAGUCCCGGCCGUCUUACUCCUGCCAACCGUCCCAUUAACCCUAGCACUGGAGAACUGAGCACCAGCAGUAGCAGUAAUGACAUCCCCAUUGCCAAGAUAGCUGAACGAGUAAAGCUCUCAAAGACGAGAUCGGAAUCUUCAACGUCUGACCGUCCUGUCCUGGGAUCUGAAAUCAGCAGCAUAGGGGUUUCUAGCAGUGUAGCAGAACACUUAGCCCACUCUCUUCAAGACUGUUCCAACAUCCAAGAAAUUUUCCAGACCCUCUACUCGCAUGGAUCUGCUAUCUCUGAAAGCAAAAUCCGAGAAUUUGAAGUGGAAACUGAGCGGUUAAACAGCCGCAUUGAGCAUUUAAAAUCUCAGAAUGAUUUAUUGACAAUAACUCUGGAAGAGUGCAAGAGUAAUGCGGAGAGGAUGAGCAUGCUGGUUGGAAAAUAUGAAUCCAAUUCCACCGCCCUGAAGCUCGCUUUGCAAUACAGUGAACAGUGCAUUGAAGCCUACGAGCUGCUGUUGGCAUUGGCAGAAAGUGAACAGUCCCUCAUUCUUGGGCAAUUCAGAGCUGCAGGUGUCGGGUCUGUUGGGGACCAAACAGGUGAUGAAAACAUCACUCAGAUGCUUAAAAGAGCUCAUGACUGCAGGAAGACAGCUGAGAACGCAGCAAAAGCCCUGCUGAUGAAAUUGGACGGUAGCUGCGGUGGAGCGUUUGCAGUCACCGGCUGCAGCGUGCAGCCCUGGGAGAGCCUGUCAUCCAAUAGCCACACCAGCACUACUAGUUCGACAGCAAGUAGCUGCGAUACAGAGUUCACAAAGGAGGACGAGCAAAGGCUGAAGGACUACAUUCAGCAGCUGAAGAAUGACAGGGCGGCUGUCAAGCUGACCAUGUUGGAGUUGGAGAGCAUUCAUAUCGAUCCCCUCAGCUAUGAUGUCAAGCCUCGCGGAGACAGCCAAAGGCUGGAUCUAGAAAAUGCUGUACUCAUGCAGGAACUCAUGGCAAUGAAGGAGGAAAUGGCGGAGCUGAAGGCACAGCUAUACCUGCUAGAAAAAGAGAAGAAGGCUCUGGAGCUGAAGCUGAGCAGUCGGGAAGCUCAGGAACAGGCAUACCUGGUCCACAUCGAGCACCUGAAAUCAGAAGUGGAAGAACAAAAGGAGCAGAGGAUGAGAUCCCUAAGCUCAGCUAGUAGCAGCAGCAAAGACAAGUCAAGUAAGGAAUGCACAGAUGGCACCACGGCAUCUUUAACGCUAGCUGAGUUGAAACCCUACAGUGAAAGUGAACUGACUACAGAACUGGCAAAUGCACUUAGGCGAGAAAAGAAGCUGAAAGGCAGAGUGCAGGAGUUGGUGAGUGCCUUAGAAAGACUGACAAAGAGCAGUGAAAUCCGGCACCAGCAGUCUGCAGAGUUCGUCAAUGACCUGAAAAGAGCAAACAGUAACCUUGUGGCUGCCUAUGAGAAAGCAAAGAAGAAGCAUCAAAACAAGCUGAAGAAACUGGAAUCCCAAAUGAUGGCGAUGGUUGAAAGGCACGAGACCCAAGUGAGAAUGCUCAAACAAAGAAUUGCCUUGCUAGAAGAGGAGAACUCGAGGCCCCAUACCAAUGAAACGUCACUUUAAGUAGAGGGGAAGAUUUUUUUAUUUUGAAAAGAAUCCAUGUGCGUUGCAAAUUUGUCUCCUGGAAAGACUCAUUUAGGUGGUGAACACACAGGCGGAUCUGGGAAAGGUGGAGGUCAGUGCCUCAAAAAGAGGAGUUAUGACUUUGGCAAUAUAUAGCCAUCUGGAGGAGCCAAAAAUUUAAGUAAGGCUUUGGAUGGCUGUGCAUAUCAGAUAGUGCCUGAUGGUUAAUGUAUCAGUUUAUCAAUGUUCUAUGUAACUUCCCCCCCCCCAAAUUUCCCUUUUCCUUCCUCCAAAUUUACGGUCACAAACACCCUACUGUUCUUAUGCAUCGAGAACAUUCGUUUGAGUCCCUUGCAUUUUUUGAGGGAAUGUUUAAAGGCCAUGGGACAGGUAGGUUUCAUUUGAAUGGGUAGCAAUUCUCUCUAUCCCAUCUCCUCUGGCUCCUUCUCUUCAGUAGAAAUGAUCAGGCACUUACUAAGGGGAGAGCCAGACAUUUAUUGUAGUUAGCCUCUGGCCGCAGAUUAAGCCCAAGCAAACAUUACCAUAGCCCCGCAAGACACAUCUAAGGAAGAAGUACUGUGACUCUUUCCUCUCCGGGAGACUGGAGCCAACCAGCUCUGCAUGUGUGCAGCUAGUGCUGCCAAGUGAGAUUUCAAAUGGGAAGUAGUAUUUCAAAAGGAAGAGGAAAUUCAAAGGAGCUUUGAAUAUGCUGACCCAGUGCCUGACACCCUCCAUCUAACAGGAGGGUGCUUUGCCAUUUGAACCUCUCUCUUCUAGACAUACCAGCGGAAUGAAAGCAGGCAAGCCAACUGUUUUUCCGAUCCAGGUAGAGGUGGUACAAAAUUGUACACACACACCCUAAAAUGGGAGUAGAUGCAGUUGCUGUACAGUGUCAGCAUAAUCAAAUCAUCAAGUUCCGAGGCUGAACAUGGUUUAGGUUGUAAAGAAGAAUGUGCCUAAUCAAAUGAAUGUAGGGUGGUGCUCCCUGAAAAGCUGUAUGAAGUCACUUGCAAAAGUGCUAUUAUGAUGCUAGUUUGGCCCUGCAAAACCCAUCGUUAUCAGUGGGAGUGCAACAGGUUGCCUUACGUCAGUUCUUUGUAUAACUUAUCUUUAAUAUUCUAGCCUCUGUUCUUCUCUAGACAUAAAUGCAGCAAUAACUCAUUGGUGGCAGGAAGAGGGAGUCUAGGCAAACAUCCUGGGAAUCAAGGGAGGAGUGUCAGCUGCGGCACAAGCAACUCUAUGGUGCCUUGCUCUUUAUAUGUCCCCCCCCGGACUGAUUCUCUAAGCAGCCAAGUCCCAAGUCCUUCCACAUAAUUUCACUGUAGCAGAUCAUGUGCUUUUCUGGACAGGUUUUGGGAUUUCUGCUGCCGUUUCUCUUCUGUGUUGUGGUAUUUUACCUGUUCAAACUAAGGGGGUGGAAUGUCCAGGUGCAUCUACGGCAGUGGUGGCCAAACUUGGCCCUUCAGCUGUUUUUGGACUACAACUCGCACCAUCCCUAGCUAACAGGACCAGUGGCCAGGGAUGAUGGGAAAUGUAGUCCCAUCCCAAAACAGUUGGGAGGGUCAAGUUUGGCAACCAC